UGAAGGAAACYGUGCGAGAAGAGAUAGAAGUGGGAGUUAACUUAUCUGUUAUUACUUGAUCCCACUCAGGUAAAGAUGCCUCUAAGAUUAAACACAAAUGGAGUAAUGUUUCACUUGUUUUAGUAAACAGCCGGAGGACUUUACAAGGAUAACCCAAGGAGUUUACAGGACCUGCGAAGUCUCAACACUAGUGGAACAGCAACUCCGGACAGUUUUCACCUGUUAGCCAUCACACCAGCUAACUCAAGCUCUUCGCUUGGAGAAAGAUUUAUCAUCUUAAAUCUUAAAACUGACCUUAAUCAGUCCCGUGAAGAUCAUUUGGGCACCAACCAUCCCGAGGAUGACGUGAAACUUGACACAAGAAGUGAAAUACUUUCUCAGAACGUGUGGCAGAAGUGUCAAAUUAAAAUGUCUAUCACCAACACUCCUACCAGCAAUGAUGCCUGCUUAAGCAUCGUCCACAGCCUGAUGUGCCACAGACAGGGUGGCGAGAGUGAGACGUUUGCAAAACGAGCCAUCGAGAGCCUGGUGAAGAAACUGAAGGAGAAGAAAGAUGAGCUCGACUCCCUCAUCACAGCUAUCACUACCAACGGUGCCCACCCCAGCAAGUGUGUGACCAUUCAACGGACCCUUGACGGACGGCUGCAGGUGGCGGGGCGAAAAGGAUUCCCUCAUGUAAUCUAUGCCCGUCUGUGGCGAUGGCCUGACCUGCACAAAAAUGAGCUGAAGCAUGUGAAAUACUGUCAGUACGCUUUUGAUCUGAAGUGUGACAGUGUGUGCGUGAAUCCCUAUCACUAUGAAAGAGUGGUGUCUCCUGGCAUUGACCUAUCAGGAUUGACUCUGACCGGUCCUGGUCCCAGCUCAUCACGACCAAUCAAGGACGAGUAUGAUUUUGAUGGGCCGCAGAGUAUCCCCUCUGUUGAGGGGGGGCACUCUCUUCAGACCAUCCAGCACCCUCCGUCCAGUAACCGUCCCCCUCAAACCGAAUCCUUUCCAACCCCGAGCCUGCUCCCACCCACCGAGGCGUCCGCCUCGGCAUCAGCAUCGUCCUUUCCACCUAUUCCUGCAGCUUCAAGCAGUGCCAGCUCCAACUGGCCCAGAAACAGUGUUUUCCCGCCCAGCAUACCCCACCACACCAACGGUCAUCUUCAACACCACCCUCCAAUGCCGCAUCCGACGCACUACUGGCCAGUGCACAAUGAGCUCGCCUUUCAGCCCCCUAUAUCGAACCAUCCAGCUCCUGACUACUGGUGUUCCAUCGCUUAUUUUGAGAUGGACGUUCAGGUCGGGGAGACYUUUAAAGUGCCAUCUUCUUGCCCCAUUGUGACUGUGGACGGAUACGUUGACCCCUCCGGAGGAGACCGCUUCUGUUUGGGCCAGCUCAGCAAUGUACAUCGCACUGAAGCUAUCGAGAGAGCUCGACUCCACAUUGGAAAAGGAGUCCAGCUGGAGUGCAAAGGUGAAGGAGAUGUGUGGGUGCGGUGCCUCAGUGACCACGCUGUGUUUGUUCAGAGCUACUACCUGGACAGAGAAGCUGGCCGAGCUCCAGGGGAUGCUGUUCACAAAAUCUACCCGAGUGCUUAUAUCAAGGUGUUUGACCUUCGUCAGUGCCACAGACAGAUGCAGCAGCAGGCUGCUACAGCUCAGGCAGCAGCAGCCGCACAAGCAGCGGCCGUGGCAGGAAACAUACCUGGACCUGGAUCAGUGGGAGGGAUCGCUCCAGCUAUCAGUCUGUCUGCAGCAGCUGGGAUCGGGGUGGACGACCUGCGCAGGCUGUGUAUCCUCAGGAUGAGUUUCGUUAAAGGCUGGGGCCCUGACUACCCCCGCCAGAGCAUUAAGGAGACCCCGUGUUGGAUUGAAAUCCACCUGCACAGAGCUCUGCAGCUCCUGGAUGAGGUCCUCCACACCAUGCCUAUAGCAGACCCCCAACCUCUAGACUGAGAUCUUCCCAGCAGCAGCUUCACACCUAAACUCCCAGAAACUACGGAAAGUCUUCCUCAGUGGUGGAGAAGGUGAAAUCAAACUCAUCAUAGAAACGUUUUUAUUUUUUUUUUAGAUGUGUUUGAACGUUUUGUGCACUGUGGCUGUGUUUGCUCCUGAUAAAAACAUAAAACCAAAGCCAUACAUUAAAGUCAUGGUAAUCGUUUUGACAGGUGGCUUUGGUAUUUUUUAUUUUUAUAUUUUCGACUGAGCAGAAAAAGAGGUUGCAGAUUCUUAAAAUUAAAAUUGCACAUAGAGGACCAGAUCCUGUGAAACUGGAACACGAACAGACACAGCCAGCAGCGACUGAGGGACUUCAGACAUUAGAGAAGCACCGUCAGGGUGCUAGAACGCCUGUUUUACUCCUGUGGGUUUUCAUCAAAUACACCUCACUCAGCGUCACUCGAAAGGCGCUGGUGCUGGAACAGAGCARGCCAGACCAUCACAGGCAUUCACAGGUUUCACACAAACAAACCACGUCUGCAGCUGGCUCUCAACCUCUGAACUGAAACAUGUCUGGACUUGUCCUGGUCGGGUUUAGUCAAAACUACAGGUUUGGACUUCCACCGGGACAAGUUUCAAGAGUGGGUGUGUGUGCACACAGUAGAUGGGAAAUCGUUUGUUUCCCUCGUGUCUAUUAAAUGAGAUGAAGUAGCAAUGAGAACUCCCGGUUCAUAUGUUUAACAGUAAAGUUCAGCUUUAGAUGUCAGAUCUGUGGUUUUGACACACAUGCAGAUAUAUUUACAGUGACUGAUUUAACUGUGAUUCUAACAUUUCUCAAGGAAAACCUAACCACAUUUUUGUCUUCUUUUGUUUUUGCCUGGACACAAAUUUGGACAGUGUCUCUUUAUGCCUUCAGAAAGCUCUCUGCCCUUUUUUUUUUUUUUUUUACGGUCAUGCACCGUAGAAACAAAAACAAGCUUUGAUGCUUUUGGUUUUGUAGGAAUGAUGCAAGAAAGCAAAGAAGAUUGUAAUACAAAGAUUAUAGUUUGAUUGUUUUUGGUGAUCCAAAGUAAUGUUUUUUUACAGGCAUAAAACAGUGGUGUUCCUURAAAACUUCCUUAAAUUUUAAAUAUUUUUAAAAAUUUUGACUCAUUAAGAACCAUCAUAACAUAACUAUUUAUUCCUUGAUCCAGGUUUUGAGUAGUUUACCAAAAAAAAAAGAAGAGACAUUUGGACAUUACUUACUAAAGCUGACAUAUCUGAGGGUGGUUAUUUUGAUUAAGUAAGUUGUAUACUUGUAGCACUUUAUUUUGUCUGGUUUAAGUCAAUAACCAGAAUCAACACCACAUUGUCCUGCGAUAUUUUAAGUUUUAGUAGAAACAUACUGUUUAUAACACUAAGAUUGUCUCCUUUUUUAUUUUACACUUUCACUAAGCAUUCACAAAAUAUUUAUGGGUUUAAUUUUGGCUAGACUAGUUUUUUUUCCCUCAUUAAUCCAUGUAAAUAACAUUAUUUUCCUUUUUAAAUGCAUGUCUGCAUGGAGUUUUAUGUCAUAAACCUCUCUUAACUUUUAGAAAUAGAAUGUAUAUUUUUCCUGCAUUAUGUGGGGAAAUCUGAGAYUUUAUAGAAAGCAGAGCCUGUUGGAUAUUGGUGUUAGUUUUGCUAGUUUACGGACAGGAAGAUGCUGGAAAGUUGUCAUUUAACUAAUAAAGAAAACUAGCCUAGUGUUUAGCUGAGGCUAACGAUCUUCCAAAGUACAAUUUAACCAGAAGCCUUUAUUUUAGGUUUUUAUUUUAUUUUUUUAAAGCGGUAAGUUUUUGUUUUUCACAAGUGCUGGAACUUACAAAGAUUUUUGCUCCAUGCUGCACAUGACUCUGUUGCUUUAAAGGCCUUUGUUGCAGAUUACACAUUUCAUGCUCGGACUCAGUUUUCCCACCGUUCACUGUGUUCUGACAAUCUGUUAACAAAGCUGCAUGACAAGGAUUUUUUAAACUGGCUUUUCACGGUUUGCUGUCCGACAGAUGAGGUAAAACCCGAGCAGCAGUUUUACUCUUGAUGAGAUGUUUUCACUAAGGUUUAUUCAGCUGAAUGAAAUGAAACUGUAUUUUAUGAAAAAAAGAAAAACAUAUUGAAAGUAUUUAACAGGAUGUGCUUUUAAGGUGGACAGAUGUUUUUUAAAUGACUUUCUGGUAUUAUAGGAGUUAAGACAGCCCAGCUGAGUUUGUGUUGACUACUAUGACAGAUUGCAGAUAUCAAUUUUACCUGUUUCUCAUGUGAGAAUCUACCAUUAAAUACAGCCUGAUUUUA
Austrofundulus limnaeus is the source of this 4230-nucleotide messenger RNA. Its product is annotated as mothers against decapentaplegic homolog 4. Gene Ontology annotation, biological process: regulation of transcription by RNA polymerase II; BMP signaling pathway; cell differentiation. The transcript has 10 exons. The coding region runs from base 409 to 1941 and encodes 510 amino acids. Gene Ontology annotation, cellular component: heteromeric SMAD protein complex. The record is from RefSeq and is a predicted model, not a curated record. Gene Ontology annotation, molecular function: DNA-binding transcription factor activity, RNA polymerase II-specific; I-SMAD binding; RNA polymerase II cis-regulatory region sequence-specific DNA binding. Lineage: Eukaryota; Metazoa; Chordata; Actinopteri; Cyprinodontiformes; Rivulidae.